AUGUCGCCGGAAGAAUACGAGAAAGUCCCGCUCAAUGAUCAAGAGGGAUUUGAAAGAGACCUUGCUUCAGCGAAUAAAUCGUUCUACUCGAGUCCGAAGCUGCUGAAUCGAGGCCUCAUCGCAGCUCUUGUCGUGUCAAUGCUGGGGAACGUCUUCACCGUAUUGCACAGCCUACAGCUUCGUGUCGUUGCAGUCGAUGACUUCCGGAGCCCUCAUGCCGGUCUCCGCCGCAACGUGCCGAUACCAUAUCACGAGGACUUCGAAUACACCGACCCCGAUCAACCUAUGUGGGGUACUCCCUGGGACAAUGUGAGCGAAGAUCGUGGCGUGGUUGCCAUGACAGACGAGUGGGCCGACGCACAUGGAGUCAUGCUUGCUCAGCGAUUUGCUUGGGACGACUCGAGGGGGAUAUAUCUCUUGGCCAGCCACCACAAUUUCCACUGUCUGCGCAACAUCCGCAUCGCACUCAUUGAGGCCCGCGACAAUCUUCCCCAGAGCCGCGGCUUCGGCCACCUGAUGCACUGCCUCGACGGCAUCCGGCAGGACAUCAUGUGCGAUGCUGAUGACAAUCUCCGCUGGACUGGUCCCGGUGCGAAACUUGUAGCAGGGAACGGGCAGAUGCGGAUGUGUAGAAACUUCAGCGAGCUGGAGGAGUGGGCGAAGCAGUACUCAGCGUGCUACAACUAUAAGGGCGACGAUGUUGACGGGUUCCCAAUCAUUGACCACUAUAAGCAUUGUCCUAAGGGUGUCCAUUGGGCGAAGUUGGAUGCUGAGUUGGUCAAAGGCUAG
Messenger RNA from Diaporthe batatas, 789 nucleotides. RefSeq lists its product as uncharacterized. The transcript has 3 exons. The record is from RefSeq and is a predicted model, not a curated record. Gene Ontology annotation, biological process: mycotoxin biosynthetic process. Lineage: Eukaryota; Fungi; Ascomycota; Sordariomycetes; Diaporthales; Diaporthaceae. The coding region runs from base 1 to 789 and encodes 262 amino acids.